This is a messenger RNA of Lachancea mirantina, 1563 nucleotides long. Lineage: Eukaryota; Fungi; Ascomycota; Saccharomycetes; Saccharomycetales; Saccharomycetaceae. The record is from the annotation of a GenBank genome assembly.
AUGCUGGGACAUGAAAUUCAAGAUUUGAAGCGAAUCUCAACUUGGUUUCGGGAUUUACCUGGUGAAAAAGGAUUUGAUGAAGUGUUAUCGUCUUUAAAUCGUAUGGUAAUCACUAGCUCACAAGACGAAGUUUAUCGAGCGAAAUUGGCUGGCCAAGAAGAGAUUUGGAUCAACAUUGGUAAUUGCCUUGACGAAUUUUCUGAAGCGGUUACAAGCAUCCCCGAAAUUAAAGAUUGUUCCGUCAGGAUCGUUAGAGGCAUAGUUUUACUCGCUCGAAAUCUGGCGGUCCAUGACAAGAAAAUUACACAAGAACUUUCCAUUGUUACAAAAUCUAUCAACACUUUUAACAACCUGGCAGCUGUCAGCAGUCACAGUGACAUGAAGGCGGCUCUUUAUUUAACCAUGUUGGAAUUUUUCUGCAAUGCAUUUAAAAGUGUCCCAGACGUCACAGAAGUUGACUUCAAUAACUUAACCUUGUUUCUGCUCUAUCCGUUAGAAGAGGACAUGGAUAUUUCAAGAGAAGAGCGUUUUUUAGUUUUAUUGAACAUCUUGGCAUCACAGGAAAACUCUCUCUCCAGAAUGUUGAAAUCGGGGGAUUCCUUAGAUGUUUUCUCUACUGUCAUAGUGCGUGAGAUUUUGUUGAAAACGUUGGAAAUAUCAGCUUCGAACGACCACUCAGCGCAUCAAAAUUUUCCCUCGCGAACUCUUUUGGCAAUAUCAGUGUUCAAGAAGUUCGUAUGCCAUGAAUCGUUUGCUAUUUAUAUUUUAAGCCUUCAAGCGAACGACGAGCAAAGGCUGUUAAACUAUUUGAAAGCUAGCCAACUCGUUUUAACCAGCACAUCCGAUUGGAAUAAUCACGAAUUGACAGGGAUAAUGACAUGGUGCCUUGCAACUUUAAAAAAUUUAAACUAUGAUGUUCAGCGCUAUUUCAAACUUGAGCAAGACAGUGAAGAUCAUGCGCUUCCUCUCCAUCAGAAACUUUUGGCCACUUUAGACAUUUUGACUGCACUUUCACAGUUUGAGCAAGUCCGGCAAUACAUGUCAUUUUACAACGGAAUUGAGGUCAUAAUAGAUAUAUUGCGCUGCUUGCAUGAGAAUGCAAUUAGGUUUCAGAUCAUCAGAAGCACGGCUGGGCAAGUUUCAAAAAUCAAAGCUUUUAAUAACAUGGGUCGUAGAAUUGAGGACCCGGAAAAAUUCAAAAAGAGAAUUGAUUCUGUCACAGGUAAGAUAAAUGCGACGAAUUUCCCAGAGUGUAAGCUUCUUUUGGUCGAAGUUUUGAGCUUUCUUGUAUUCGAGCAAACAAAAGCCCAGGAUGCUGUGAGAGAAGCUGGUGGCCUUCAAUUGAUCUUGUCCAACUGCUUGAUUGAUGAUAAUGAUCCGUUCAUCAAAGAGCGUUGCAUUACUUGCAUCAAAUUUCUACUACAAAAUAACACUGAGAACCAAAAUAUCGUGAGAGAUUUAGAGGCUCAAUCUGUGGUUCAGGACGACGCUCUUGAGGCCGCAGGUUUACAAGUUUCAUUGGAUAGCUCAGGUAAGCUUUUCAUCAAUGAACCCCGGGAGUGA